This is a messenger RNA of Sugiyamaella lignohabitans, 1260 nucleotides long. RefSeq names its product Uba4p (gene UBA4). NCBI's taxonomy places the organism in Eukaryota, Fungi, Ascomycota, Dipodascomycetes, Dipodascales, Trichomonascaceae. The coding region runs from base 1 to 1260 and encodes 419 amino acids. Gene Ontology annotation, cellular component: cytoplasm. The record is from RefSeq and is a predicted model, not a curated record. The transcript has a single exon. Gene Ontology annotation, biological process: protein urmylation; tRNA wobble position uridine thiolation. Gene Ontology annotation, molecular function: thiosulfate-cyanide sulfurtransferase activity; nucleotidyltransferase activity; URM1 activating enzyme activity.
AUGGCUUCCGAUAGCGAUCGGGAGUUGGAAGAGCUGCGGAAAGAGGUCGAGAGACUGCGGAUAGAGAAUGCCAGUUUAAAGAGGCAGAAUUUUGGCGAUGAUAAGGCUGAUACAAUAGGAUUUUCUGAGAUCACAGAGAAUAGGUCUGAGAGUGGAUCCAGGGGGUCUGGCGAUGUUGAUAACACAAAACUGGAGUUGGACGAGUAUUUACGCUAUGGACGACAGCUGAUAGUACCAGAAAUAGGACUCAGAGGACAGCUGCGACUCAAAAAAGCCAAAAUCCUAGUAGUUGGCGCUGGUGGUCUGGGAAGUUCUGCACUGGCUUAUUUAGCAGGAGCUGGUGUUGGCACCAUCGGUAUCGUGGACGAUGAUACUGUCGAGUCGUCAAAUUUACAAAGACAGAUUAUUCACAACACACCACGAGUCGACUGGCCGAAAUGCCAUUCGGCUGCGAAAUUUAUUCGGGACCUGAAUCCUAAAGUAAACACUGUUACAUAUAAAACUCGGUUGACUGGAGAUAAUGCGUUUGACAUUUUCACGGGGUAUGAUCUUGUUUUGGAUUGUACUGAUACACCUUCGACCCGGUAUCUUAUUAACGACACUGCAGUUCUGCUGAAUAUCCCAUUAGUUUCAGCAUCUGCUCUGAAGACCGAGGGUCAGCUGCUGGUUUUGAACUACCUGUCAGGACCAUGCUACCGAUGCCUGUUUCCCAUCCCACCUCCUCCAGAUAGCGUCUUGUCUUGUGGCGAUGGUGGAAUUUUGGGCCCUGUGGUGGGAAUUAUGGGCGUUUUACAGUCUAUUGAAGCUAUUAAGGUGAUAACUGGUGCGUACGAGUUCAGCAAAUACACUCCCUCGAUGACGCUGUUCAGCGCUUACUCGGCUCCUCAGUGGAGAUAUAUCAGGAUGAGAGGCAAAAAGGACACUUGUGCGGUUUGUGGAUCGAAUCCCUCGAUAACUCGGCAGGGAAUAGAGUUUGGCGAGUACUCUUACGAAGAGUUCUGUGGUCGAGCCAGUCAGGUGUAUCUGAAACCAGAAGAGAGAGUGACUGUCGAGACAUAUUCAAAAGAACGGGACAUGCCACACACUCUGAUAGACGUCCGUGAAUCGUCUCAAUUUGAUAUCUGUUCGUUACCGGGAUCGAUUAGUAAGUUGGUGAUGCUGCCUCCGGCGGCUGGGGCUUCGCCCCAGACCCCACUGCUCCUCUCGCUGCGCUCGAGUCGAAACGUCGGGUCGUGGUACUGGGAUACUAACGCUGUUUAG